UAGAGGUGAGAGGACCGAGCGUUUGGGGAAAGAGGGGUGGUAGGGAGAAAGAGAACGUACAGAGUCCAGCUGAGAAGGAGGUGGGUGGAUAGACCGUAGCAAGGAGAGGGAUACAGAAGGCCAGCAGGAAAGACCGAGAGGAAACUGGAGGAGGGAAGGGAGGGAAGAGGCCCCCUCUUCCCGGAGUCAGACCGGCCCAGCUGGGAGCGCCGGGCCCCUGAGGCUCGCUUUGGCCUGCGCGCCCAGAAUUCCCCUGGGGAAAGAGGAAGGCGCGGGGGGGGGGUGCCCACCGAGAGCCCGAGGGGGACUUAGAGGCGGCCCACCUCCCCUUCACCGAGAGAGGGGCUAAACCUUUCACCUGCACCCCCGACACCAACCUGGUAGCCUCCUUUGUUGGCAGACGGAGCUGUGAUCCCGGACGAGUGGUUUUUCAGAGUUUAUAAAUUCAACGUCUUUAUUUCGUAAGCAGCACAGACACCAACAGAAGUUACUUAAAAGCAGAGAACGCCAACUUUGCGCAUUUAGGGAAACACUGGAGCUUCCUGGGGUGUCUUCAUUUCCUGAGCCGUGUCCUCAGCUGUCAGGAUGCCAGCGGCUGUUCUUUUUUUUCCUCCCCGCCCCACCAGCCCAGUGCUUCUUGGCUCUGUUUGCCACUGAGAGGCUGAAGCCUUUAACUUUGGUCAGGAACGUGUGAACCUUGGACCAAACCUGCCAUUUUGGGUCUCAGUGCAGUUUCCUUCGAGCCUGUAGUAUCCAGGAAUGCCCUUUUACUCACGCAUGACAAAGAAUUUAGCACCCGUGGUGUCUGGUACUGAAGGAAUCUAAGAGAUAGAUGACUGCAGCACAAUACAUUAUCCAUAUUUGGAUUAUUAGGCACCGUCUGUGCUGUGACUUCAUAUGGGAAGACGUCCCUUGAUACUUUCCUUAAUACUUGCUUCAGUCAGCCUCCCCGAAGCUUUCAGUCAACGGCUAGGCGGAGAGAUGGCUGGAACAAGGGAAUGGACUUGGAUUGAAGGUUUAGCUGGGAAGAAAUUUACAUGAGGGCAACUAAGGCGAUCCUCCUGGUUCACUGGCUGCUGGCGAUCUGGGGCUGCAUCGUGUUCCCGGGCGCCUACGCGUGGUCCAACUUCACCAUCCUGGCUUUGGGCGUGUGGGCCGUCGCGCAGCGGGACUCCAUCGACGCCAUAAGUAUGUUUCUGGGUGGCUUGGUGGUCACCAUCUUCCUGGACAUCAUCCACAUCAGCAUCUUCUACCCAAGGGCCAGCCUCUCGGACACAGAGCGCUUCAGCGCUGGCAUGGCCAUCGUCAGCGCGCUCCUCAAGCCGGUCUCCUGCUGCUUCGUCUACCAAAUGCACCGGGAGCGCGGGGCUUUCCUUGGACCCUCACAGGAUCACAGUGCCUACCAGACGAUUGACUCUCCAGAAGCCCCUGCCGACCUGGAGAGCAGGGCUCACGUCCCCCAAGGAUACUGAAGCCAGCCCUGCUGCACCUGGCCCCAGCCUAGGGGCCAGUUUGACAAACUGUGGGGAGGGGUGGGAGGAGGCUGCAUCACCUUCUUGGUGCCUUGGAUGUCAUCCUCGGGGCGCUCCUGUCCCCCCACCUUUCUCAGAACUAAUGUGGGAUGUGCCUUCUGGUUCCCCAUCUCAGGGGUUGCCUGAAUCAAGUGCCCUGAGAGGCCAGGAGCCCCUGUGCACACCUGUCCCAAACUCCUCGAGGCCUCUCCUCCCUCCCAGGCAUCCCACUGGUGCCAGGCUGGGAACUGUGGUCGCUUUUGUCACCUCUACCCUUAGCUGCUCCGUGCAGGCCCUGGGUCGAGCCGUGCCUGAGCCUGGCGGGGUCAGGCCUCUAAGAGCCAGUGAUGCCCCUACCCCACGCCUCUCCCGAAGUUGGCCAAGCCCUCCCGCAGGAGCUCUGAGAGCUUCUGAUCACACUAAGCCCCAGGAGUGCAGGGGUGAGGACCCACGGCUUCUCACUGCCUAGUCACUUGGGGCCCAGGACCCCAUCACUGGAGGCUGGUGGUGUCUGCAGCCUCAGAGGUCCGCCACAGCCUCCAGCUGCCCUUCUCAGAGCCAUGGCAUUAAAGUUCAGGGAAUCCUCUAGCUGAGUGUGUUUUGAGCCACGUUUAAUCUCCCGUCAGGGCUGGAGCCUGGACUUGCCAUUCCUGGGAAGAUUCCGGCGAAUCCCCAGGGCACCAGGCCUUAGGUGCCCAUUCUCUUGUGGCAGGAGGAAGCAGGGGCUCACGACCAGCUGGGCCUGCUCUGUGCUCAGCUCCAGCACAGCCGAGGCCCCAGCAGAGGAGGGCACUGUUCAUUGCGGCAAAUGGGUGUCCGUUUCUCCGAAUUCAGAUGGCUCAGGUAUUGGUUUGAAUCCUGCCCUGCCCAUGACUGUGUGCCCCUCAGACCCCCGUGUCUGCUGGAGGAGGGCUAAUGCCUGCCCAGAGAGUGAUGGUGCAGCUGAAAUGCACGGUGCCUGGCCCUCGGGAGGGCUCCCUGCGUGACGGCAAGGUUGUCGGCGGGGCUGUUCCUUGAGCCCAUGAUGAUGUUGGGUGAGUGGGCCAGGGGCGGUCUGCUCCUGGCAGACCCUGUGUCUUGGCCUCAGAGCAGACGGGGACACCUGUCCAGAAGCUUCAAGGAUCCUAUGGCCAGGGCCCUACCCCACUCCCACUGGGAUGGCACUGACCACCGGACCCCAGGUACCUGGGCUCUUUCAGGCCAUCCUGGCUCAUCCCCGGCACAAAGAGGUCAAGGCCUGGUGCACAGUCCCCUCCCCCCAUUCUUCUAUAUCCAUCCAUCCAAAGAAGCUGAGUGCCUGCCACAUGCUGGAGCUACAGGGGUGAACUCAGGUCCUGCUCUCGGGGGGGAACAGGCAUUAGGAGUCCUCUGUCAGGUGGCGAGAGCCCUGGAAGAAGGAACAUGGGCCUCCGGGGAAGGGGCUUGUGCUCUGGGGCCAAGGGAUGCUGGGUGGCUGAAGCUGUGGAAAACCGGGAACAGCCUCAUAGUCAGACGGGGGCGGACAGAUAAGCCGUGGUCCAUUCAUUCUAAGGAAUGCUGUUAGCAGUUCAAAUGAAUAAACCAGGCCUAUUUCUAUCAA
Molecule: messenger RNA, 3090 nt
Organism: Orcinus orca (killer whale)
Lineage: Eukaryota; Metazoa; Chordata; Mammalia; Artiodactyla; Delphinidae
Gene: AGTRAP
Product: angiotensin II receptor associated protein
Exons: 5
Coding region: 1038-1472 (144 amino acids)
Biological process (GO): regulation of blood pressure; angiotensin-activated signaling pathway
Cellular component (GO): plasma membrane
Source: RefSeq, a predicted model, not a curated record